GACGCGGAUCCUUCCUGCUGGAAAAAAAAAAACCCAAAAACUUUCAUUUUCCCUCAGAUCGCUUUCCUGCUCUCCUCUCCGUUCUGACGUCACCUAUGAUGAAGCUUCUCCGGUCCUCGCGCCGACACUGAAACUUUGAUCCCGGCUGAGCGCGUGAAUCCCGGGACCACUUCAAAGUUCACAGAGGAGUCUCCACUUUUCUACGACCCAGAACGUGGGAGGGGCCUGCCUCUUGUCCAAGAUGUCCAGCAGAGGGAAGAAUGAGCAUUGCAGGAUAUGCGGCGGACGUCUUCAGGGAAAUCAACGUCGAUGGCUGUUUGGGGCCCAGAACCGGAGGAACGGUCAGCCCGGGACGCCGACACAGUCUGUUAGAAGUGGAAGCCUGUCCCGGUCCUCUCAGAGCAGUCCUUGGGGCAGCACGUCAUCACUGGGCUCUUCUGUGUCUCUGUCCAAGUCCCAACUAUCUGUGAGCUCCCCGUCCAAAUCUGUGGACAUACUCGCAGUGUUGACCCACAUACUGGGACAGUCGGUACCGAGGAACAGCAGAACAGGAGAGUUUGUGUGCGGCAAAUGCGUUUCGACUCUGGAGCGAGUGUUUAAGUUUGACACGGUGAUCGAGAGGGUCCGGGUGCUUUCAGCUGAGCGUCUCCAGAGACUGACGCAGGAGAGGGACAAGAUCCGACAGUGGGUCCGGCAGAACUACCGGCAGAGACACCCACAGGACCUCCAGAACAGGAGCAGCACCAGCGAGGAGGAUGGAGAGGCGGAGAAGGAGGGCUACAGGGAGAUGCUCAAAGAGAACAUGGCUCUGUCGCAGUACGAGUGCUGGUCCGAGAAGUGGGACACUUGUCCCUAUUUUAUCAGAACGGGUAAAAGGUGCAGGAAGGGCAAAGGAUGUGAAGGUUGUGAUUCUUUACGGGUUUCCGAUUCAAACUACGAGUCGGUCUGCGGGAUUCCUCGCCACUUGCCUCUCCAGACCUUCUCUCCGUUGGAGCUGACCCGGGACAGAUCCCAGAGCAUGCCCCUCGACUGGCAGAGGGUCCCCAACUCCAGCCCCGCUUCACUGACCGGGUCCAGCCUCUCGCUCAGAGCGCCUUCUCGCACAGAGUCCAUCCAGUCUCUGGAUACGCUCGAUGGCCACGACCCGUUCGGCUCACCCGGCGACAAGUCGGUUGACUUUGUGCUGACGGAGCUGAGAAGCAUUGAAGGGAAGCCGGUCCGCUCUCCCUCAGGCAGUAAGAUCCCAGUUCUGGGCAGGAAGAACUCUGGAAAAGUUGAAGGGCUGGUGUCAGCUGAAGUGAGUCGGGUUCUGAACUUUGGGGAAUUGGAGAAUGGAGGAAGUGAACUGGACGAGGAGGAUGGAGACGUCCUGACGGAGCUGAGAGACGAGUACAUGCCGCUUCAUCGGGAGAACGCCACUGGCAGGCUUCAAAGUGCUGUCCGGCACCUCCGAGCCCAACUGGACCAGGCUGUGACCCGGAUCAGGACUCUGGAGGCCGAGCUAAAGCGGGGUGGACCAGCCAAACCAGCUGAAGUCGAUGCACCAGAGGACCUGGCCUUGCUGACCCGGGAGGACGGUGGCAGCGCGGUGCUGCAGAACCUCUGCCGCUCUCUGCACGGCCGGGAGCGUCUGAUCCAGGAGUGCUUGGUUCUGAUCCGAGGACUGUGUCUGGAGCAGGGAAGUGGACCUGAAGUGGGGAAUGAGCUGAGUGGGAAGCUGGCUGAGACUCUGAAGGAGAUUCUGUCUGACAACAAGGCUGCUCUGCAGGCCCUGAGGUCUGAACUGGCUGAGCGAGAGAAGAACCUGGAGAAGGAGAUGGAGGCGCUGAGAAAAGCUGGGCGGGACCGUGAGAGAGACCUGGACACUCUGAGCGCGGUGCUGCAGUGCAACCAGGACGUUAUCAACGAGCUGCGGGUGGCUCUGGGCGAGAAGGAUCGUCUGCUGAAGGAGGCGGAGAAAGAACGCGAGCUGUGGAGACAGAAGGACGGAGCCCUCGCUGCUGUCCUCCAGGAGAAGGAAGCGCUGAUCCUGAGCCUCCAACAGCAGUCCUCAGGGAGUGAUGGCCAGCCUGCAGCGUUGUUGGUGAACCAAGAGGGAAACAGCGCCAUCUUGUGUCAGGAGGUCACCAAACUGACUGCAGCUCUGCAGGAAUCCCAGGAGCUGCUGCAGACUCAGCAACAGAGCCACAGCCAGACGGUCUCCUCUCUGACGUCGCAGCUCAGAGAAGUUCAGCAGGAGCUGAGGGAGAAAGAGAAGGAGACGAAGGAGGCCGACAGAGAGCGGCGCCACAACCGAGAGGACAGCGAGCGCGAGGAGACGAGGCUGAAGGAGAGUCUGCAGAAGAGAGACAGACUCAUAGAGCAAAUCCUCAUGGAUGCAGAGGAGCGAGACCACCUUCUCCUAGAGAUGCAGCAGAACCUGCAGAACAAACGGGAACCCUUGACGGCCGUCAAACACACGCUGUGAUGCAGCAGGAGACCCGUUGGGACCAACGGCUGCACAGGGAGGGAGCGAUAAUCUGCACUUUGUUCGCCGCCUCUCUGGCGUAUUUAAUGAACCUGGAGCUUCAGGUUUAUUAGGAAUUAAAGGACCAUUUCCACAGUUUCAGCUCUGAGGGAACAGGGACUUCAGUCUCAGUCGGGUUGGUUUCAGUUCAUGUUUUAAAGCUGGACGUUUAAUACUUGGUCCUGUCAUGAUGAUCAUUCCAGCAGAAUGUUGUAUUUAAUUAAUGUUGAAUGUGAUUGGUUGCCAAUGAUUUUAUUUGAUGAAAUGGGAACAUUUCCGCUGAUAUUUAAUGUUUGAGAGGAGCGGGAGCCAUGCUGCUUUAACCCUGAUCUAUUCUGACCGGGAGCUUAGUGUCGGUGUUGUUGGGCCUUCUAGGUUACAAUCUCAGUUUAUGUUCUGGGAGUAACGUUUAAAGUUUUAACUGUUUUUGAUUUUUCUCCUUUUUUAUGUUUCAUCUGAAGUCAUUUUGUUAUUUUCAGUGUUUAAACUCGUCACACUGUUGGUGUGGGACUUCAUACUGGGAAAAACGUUCCUUUCUUUUUAGCUCAAGAGAAUAAAAAUCUCUGAAUGCAG
Messenger RNA from Fundulus heteroclitus (mummichog), 3079 nucleotides. RefSeq lists its product as uncharacterized. NCBI's taxonomy places the organism in Eukaryota, Metazoa, Chordata, Actinopteri, Cyprinodontiformes, Fundulidae. The transcript is spliced from 11 exons. Bases 242 to 2467 code for a protein of 741 amino acids. The record is from RefSeq and is a predicted model, not a curated record.